UUGACGAAAAUUGGCUGAAGUUUGCACAAAUCAUGCACUAUAGAAUGUUUUUUCAGAGGUAAAAUUCAUUCCAACCAAAUACUUCAAGACAACAAUACUUAUAUCGAUCGGUCAAUCAUCAGCGUGAUGAAAUUCAAAUAAUCAGGUGCUUAUACAUAUUAUAAUUUAUUCAACACACCUCACAGCGGCGCGUCGCGCCCGAAAUACAAUAAGUAUUCCCCAUCGGCCUCGACGUGCACAUGGGGAUUCGAAUCUUCGGAUCAGCGAGAACGAAAUUGAUCAAGCGCGCUGCCUGACGACGUCGAGCAGCGGAGCAGCGAAGGGAUAGCACGUAGACUCACAUUAUUUGCCGCGCGCCUCUCAUACGACCUAGAGCUUGAAGCGAGCUUUUGGGACAUUUUACAAGACACCCUUGACUCUGCAGCGCAAGAUGAAGCUGUUGAAAUUUUUGCUCCGAUAUUUUCCACCUGGAAUCGCUCUGGAGUAUACGCAGGGCGGCGAUGUCAAGACGAAGAUGAUAGAUCUUCUCGACUUGUCGGCGAAGACGGACAUCCGAGGCUUGGCAGAAAGCAUCAAGGCUGCCGAGCCCGUGAUAACCGAUGGAGUUAUGGAUCAGCUGGUCGAGACGCUGCAGAAGCUCCAAGCGAAGGUCUGCGACGCAGGCGAGGACGAGAAGCGAUUCUACAAGUGCAAGACCCUCAAGACUCAUCUCUUACCCAUCACUAACAUAGCUUUCGAUAAACUAGGUAAAAGAUGCCUGACGGGCAGCUAUGACCGAACUUGUAAGGUUUGGGACAUUGAGAGUGGAGCGGAGCUCCUUACUCUCGAAGGCCAUAAGAACGUAGUAUACGCCGUGUCCUUCAACAAGCCAGCCUCCGACAAAAUCGUGACCGGAUCGUUCGACAAGUCGGCCCGGGUAUGGUGCUCUCGAACUGGCCACUGCCUCGUCAGUCUCUGGGGCCACGACGCGGAAGUCGUGGUCGCGCGUUUCUCACCAACGCAGAGCAAAGUCGCCACCGGUUCGAUGGACGCGACCGCCAGGAUCUUUCACAUAUCCUCUGGUCAGGAGUUGGGCACGUUGAAGGGCCACAGCGCGGAGGUGAUCGCGCUGCACUACAGCAGCGACGGCAACGAGAUCGUCACGGGAUCUUUCGACAGGAGCGUCAGUCUCUGGGACACGAGAACUUACCAACGAACGAGCGUCCUGCUGGGCCACCAAGAGGAGAUCUCGAACUGCCUGUACAACUUCGACGAGAGUCUCAUAGCCAGCUGUUCUCUGGACAAAACCGCGAGAAUCUGGGACAGGCGAAUGACGGACUCGUGCCUGGCGAGCCUGACCGGUCACGAGGACGAGGUUUUGGACUUGGCGUUCGACAGCAAGGGGAAUAAACUAGCGACCGCCAGCAGCGACACCACCGCCAGAGUCUGGGACCUCGCCAGCGGAGAAUUCCCGCAGGUGGCCAAGAUGGAGGCACAUCAGGAAGAGGUUUCCAAAGUGUGUUUCAGUCCGAGCGGUAGGCAACUGCUGACGGCGUCACUGGACCGAAGCGCCAGGUUGUGGUCCGUGGAGUCCGGUCAGUGCGUCCAGACACUAGCGGGUCACACGGAUGACGUCUUCAGCUGCGCGUUUUCCUACAGCGGCGACACUAUCGUCACCGCGAGCAAGGACAGUACCUGCCUCAUCUGGAGGUGACUCGACUGGUUCCAGGUUGCGACCUAGCUGCUCAUCCUCGCACUGUUCGCUGGAUACCUGAUCUACUUCUACUUUCCGUGAACGAAGCCUUGGGCCACUGAAUUGCUCGACGGAUACACGAUGCCUAUAGCUCGUAUCCUGAGUUUGAUACGAAUACGAAUACAUUUCAAGAUGUGCGUAACGUUGUAAUGAGAUCUAUAUAGUAUAUUACAUGACUAUAUAAAUACUGUGGAAUAUAAUACCGAUGAAACGUGUACGUGUAUAACACACAUGGACUCUUUUAAAAUUGACAACCGAUAUAUUUUAUCACUUGGAUAUUUAUAGGUAGUAAUAUUAAAAAACCGAAUUUGUAUUAUAAAAUUUUGAUCACAUUCUCGUAGCACAACAUAGAUGCUAUCUGCUUUUCGAACUAGCGGCCCAUUCGUAUUGAGUACACAACGAAGUCUCGCCUCCAACUGUACAAAUAUACGAAAUUAAACCUAAAGAAUGCACGAACACGAAUACUGCCUAUAUAAAAGAGUAUAUUCUUGAUGUUCAUUCGAAUAUUUGUCUAAAUCGUUGGACAUCGACGCGUUACGCGCGGAAAACUUGAUCUUGAUUCAGCAAUUGUAUGUUCACUUGUAACUCUCAAUUAUACUUUCACGCUGAUUGGGUAAGGCCACGAAGUUCCAACAUCGUGAUCUAAUUACAACUCCGUAUAGGUAUGUCAAGACCGCUUGAACCGUAAAUGUUCAAUUCCCACUGUUAUUACUGUAAGUAAUACGAAUGUUGUUUGUACAGUAAAACACAUCAAAGUUCACUAUACGACCAAUCAAACUCCUAAUAAUAAAAUCACGUAUCUGCACAAAAGAAA
This is a messenger RNA of Nasonia vitripennis (jewel wasp), 2546 nucleotides long. Its product is annotated as dynein assembly factor with WDR repeat domains 1. Gene Ontology annotation, molecular function: ubiquitin binding. The transcript has 8 exons. Gene Ontology annotation, cellular component: cytoplasm; nucleus. The coding region runs from base 431 to 1693 and encodes 420 amino acids. Lineage: Eukaryota; Metazoa; Arthropoda; Insecta; Hymenoptera; Pteromalidae. The record is from RefSeq and is a predicted model, not a curated record. Gene Ontology annotation, biological process: proteasome-mediated ubiquitin-dependent protein catabolic process; ubiquitin recycling.